This is a messenger RNA of Polyodon spathula (Mississippi paddlefish), 2020 nucleotides long. Its product is annotated as AP-3 complex subunit mu-2. The record is from RefSeq and is a predicted model, not a curated record. The transcript has 9 exons. Bases 739 to 1995 code for a protein of 418 amino acids. Gene Ontology annotation, biological process: endocytosis; intracellular protein transport. Gene Ontology annotation, cellular component: clathrin adaptor complex; cytoplasmic vesicle. Lineage: Eukaryota; Metazoa; Chordata; Actinopteri; Acipenseriformes; Polyodontidae.
UAUAUAUAUCCAGUGAGCCCGGCGCCGCACGCAAGGAGGUGAGAGUCCAGUGAGCCCGGCGCCGCACGCAAGGAGGUGAGAGUCCAGUGAGCCCGGCGCCGCACGCAAGGAGGUGAGAGUCCAGUGAGCCCGGCGCCGCACGCAAGGAGGUGAGAGUCCAGUGAGCCCGGCGCCGCACGCAAGGAGGUGAGAGUCCAGUGAGCCCGGCGCCGCACGCAAGGAGGUGAGAGUCCAGUGAGCCCGGCGCAGCACGCAAGGAGGUGAGAGUCCAGUGAGCCCGGCGCCGCACGCAAGGAGGUGAGAGUCCAGUGAGCCCGGCGCCGCACGCAAGGAGGUGAGAGUCCAGUGAGCCCGGCGCCGCACGCAAGGAGGUGAGAGUCCAGUGAGCCCGGCGCCGCACGCAAGGAGGUGAGAGUCCAGUGAGCCCGGCGCCGCACGCAAGGAGGUGAGAGUCCAGUGAGCCCGGCGCAGCACGCAAGGAGGUGAGAGUCCAGUGAGCCCGGCGCCGCACGCAAGGAGGUGAGAGUCCAGUGAGCCCGGCGCCGCACGCAAGGAGGUGAGAGUCCAGUGAGCCCGGCGCCGCACGCAAGGAGGGUCCCAUCUUGAGACUACAUCACUCGAGGCUGUUGAGAGUUUUUCAAACCCUUGGUUCCGGUUUCCAUUAGUUCCAGCUGCAGUCUCGACCCUGCCUGAGAUCCAGCCAGACAGACACCCGGACAGACCGACUCCCUGCUCGCCAUGAUUCACAGCCUGUUCCUGGUGAACUCGUCGGGGGAUAUCUUCCUGGAGAAGCACUGGAAGAGCGUGGUGAGCCGCUCUGUGUGCGAUUACUUCUUUGAGGUGCAGGAGCGCGCGUCCGAGCCCGAAAAUGUGGCCCCCGUCAUCCCCACGCCGCACCACUACCUCAUCAGCGUGUACCGCCACAAGAUCUUCUUCGUGGCUGUAAUCCAGAGUGAGGUGCCGCCCCUCUUCGUCAUCGAGUUCCUGCACAGGGUCGUGGACACCUUCCAGGAUUAUUUUGGCGUGUGCUCCGAGGCUGCUGUCAAGGACAAUGUGGUGGUCGUGUACGAGCUGCUGGAGGAGAUGCUGGAUAACGGCUUCCCUCUCGCCACCGAGUCCAACAUCCUGAAGGAGCUGAUCAAACCCCCGACCAUCCUGAGGACUGUGGUCAACACCAUCACCGGCAGCACCAAUGUGGGUGAGCAGCUCCCCACAGGCCAGCUCUCCGUGGUGCCGUGGCGACGCACGGGGGUGAAGUACACCAACAAUGAGGCAUACUUCGACGUAGUGGAGGAGAUCGAUGCCAUCAUCGACAAGUCAGGCUCGACUGUGACGGCUGAGAUCCAGGGUGUGGUGGACGCCUCGGUGAAGCUCACUGGCAUGCCCGACCUCACCCUCUCCUUCAUGAACCCCCGCUUGCUGGAUGAUGUCAGUUUCCACCCUUGCGUUCGCUUCAAGCGCUGGGAGGCGGAACGCAUCCUCUCCUUCAUCCCUCCCGACGGGAACUUCCGGCUCCUAUCCUACCACGUCAGCUCCCAGAACCUGGUAGCGAUCCCGGUCUAUGUGAAGCACAGCAUCAGUUUCCGCGAGGGUAGCUCUCUGGGUCACUUCGAGAUCACGAUCGGUCCCAAGCAGACAAUGGGCAAGGCGGUGGAGGGGGUGCUGGUCACCAGUCAGAUGCCCAAAGCCGUGCUUAACAUGAACCUGACCUGCACCCAGGGGGUCUACACCUUUGACCCCGUCACCAAGAUGCUGUCCUGGGACGUGGGGAAGAUUAACCCGCAGAAGCUCCCCAGUCUGAAGGGAUCGAUGAGCCUGCAGGCCGGAGCCUCGAAACCAGACGAGAACCCUACGAUCAACAUCCAGUGCAAGAUCCAGCAGCUCGCCCUCUCGGGGUUGAAGGUGAACCGGCUGGACAUGUAUGGAGAGAAGUACAAGCCCUUCAAAGGGAUCAAGUAUAUGACCAAGGCAGGGAAGUUCCAGGUCCGAACAUAGAGCAGCAGAACCGGCCUGGCAGGGA